AUGUCACGCUCGCUCGAAGCCAAGCUCCAAGAAACCCAAUCCGUGCUCACUUCAACAAGGCACGCUCUAGACGCCGCAACAAACCAACUAAAGGCCAUGUCAGAGCAAAAGGCACAGCUGCACACCCUCCUCGACGACCGUACCUUCGAGCUGAAAGAGGCUCAAUGCCGAGGUACUCCAGAGUGCUGCUUACAUGGCAGAAUCGAUGGUGGAUACAUUCUCAUUCGAUACGGGUGGGGUAAGAAAUGAGAAUGCCUAUGCAGCGAUCACGGGAUUGUUUGGGCAGUCACUUGCGCAUUAUUUGGCCACCAAGAAUCAUAAAGACGAUCCCCUUCUCAUUCAAAUCACGUUCCAGUCAUGCUUUGUCCAAAUCCUCGAUUUCGUGAUUAGUUCAUGGACCCUGGCUAGCAGCGAUCUCAACAAAAUGCUCGCCAGCACAUACAAAAGAAUACGAUGUGGUGAGGCACAAGCAAUUUCGGGGAGGUGGCGGGCGCUCACGAGCACAUACGCCCACAAUGUCGAAGAGAGCCAGCUCAUCGCAUCGAUUACACCACAACUUGCGGGUCAUUUCUCCGACAUCAUGCUUGCUGCAGGGUGCUGCGUAGCACCAGACGUACUUCGUGCAUCAGUAGAAGAAAAGUUAAGUGACAGGAUUGUACUCCUCUUCAAACAAGCCUUGCAGCUCAAAAAGAUCGUGAUGGAGCAGAUCACGUCUGCCGACUUGAGAACGGUCACAGUGCCUUUCGAGACCACAUAUUCCGCAGAACAGAUGGAAGAUGCAUACGUAGAUGGACACCCUGCUACUGGUGGCGUUCGGGUGCUGUGCACGACGGAUCUCGGCCUGAGGCGGAUAACCAGACUGGCUCCAUCAGGAGAAAAACAGUGGGAUGACAAGCUCUUACUGAAGCCGAAAGUUGCGCUGAAGACAGUUGUUGAUAGCAUGGAUGGGUAAAUGGUAGUUUCAUUCGAAAGUACAACAAGCUGUAUCACAUACUUGAAUGCUUUCCGUCUAUAUUUUUCCUCUUGUUUUGCGCUGGACUUCGGUCUAAAAGCAUGAUCGAGGACGAGAGGUCAAAACGCACGUGGUAAGUUCAGAACCGGCUUCUGCUCAUCUUCACUGGUUUUG
This is a messenger RNA of Suillus bovinus, 1126 nucleotides long. RefSeq lists its product as uncharacterized. Lineage: Eukaryota; Fungi; Basidiomycota; Agaricomycetes; Boletales; Suillaceae. The coding region runs from base 194 to 952 and encodes 252 amino acids. The record is from RefSeq and is a predicted model, not a curated record. The transcript has 4 exons.